GGCUCUGAUUUUGUGCAAAGCAUGGCGGAUAUCACUUUACAUACAGAUCCUAUUCAAGUGAGAAGAAUUCUUCUUCUAGGAAAAGUCGGAGCAGGAAAAAGUGCCACUGGAAAUGCUAUAAUAGGCAAUGAAGUUUUUGAAAGUAGAAAAAGUUUUAGGCCUGUGACAGAAGAAUGUGAUUUCAAAAACAUUAUAAGGAAUGGAAAGCAAUAUGUGGUCUGUGAUACACCUGGUGCUAUGGGUUUACAACAGGAUAAGAAGAGGUUUCUCAAAAACUUGAAGAGAUGUUUAUUUGUAACAUCUCCCGGAUUUCAUGCCAUUAUUUUCGUGAUUUCAGCUGAUCAGAGAUUACAAGAUUCUGAUAUGGAGAUGUUUCGAGAGUUUUGGGAACUACUCAAAGAAGAUGCAUCAAAUUAUGCUAUAAUAGUGUUUACUCACGCAGAACCUGAUCAGCUUCAAUCCAUGAUUGAUGAAUCAAGAGAAAUGAAAAACUUGUGUAACCAAUGUAACAACAGAUAUCUUAGUUUUGGAAAUAAUAGAAAUGUUGAUAGAGCGUUAGUUGUAAAUUUUGAGGAGCUGCUGGAGAAUGUUAUCAGCGGGAACAGAAGAACUCCUUUUUAUGAACACCCUUUGUACGAAAAAGCCUAUCGAAUAAUUUUGAAAGAUGCAAAAGAUUUACAAAAAUCAAUGCCUCAUCUUAAUCAUAACGCAUCCAUAGAACGUGCUACAAAUGAAGCAUUUAAAGGGCAAUCCCCACGAGAUGCAAGCCUCUUAACACUCAAUGAAAGAUUAAGCUGCUGUGUGAUUCUAUAGAAAAGUGUAUGAAAUAUUGGGUGUUAGAUAUAAGUCCUGAUAUUUCAAAAAUAUUAUGACA
Molecule: messenger RNA, 874 nt
Organism: Saccostrea cuccullata (small rock oyster)
Lineage: Eukaryota; Metazoa; Mollusca; Bivalvia; Ostreida; Ostreidae
Product: GTPase IMAP family member 5-like
Exons: 2
Coding region: 22-813 (263 amino acids)
Molecular function (GO): GTP binding
Source: RefSeq, a predicted model, not a curated record